AUGGGAGCGCAUCUGCAGCCGCUCGCCCUGCGGCUCCUGGCGCUGACUUUCCCCUUGGUCGCCAAGGGGUUUUCUGAUGAAACCUUGGAGAAAGCCGCGAAAUCCGAGGGAUAUUGCAGUCGGAUCCUGCGAGCCCAAGGCACCAGGAGGGAAGGGUACAAUGAAUUCAGCCUUAGGGUGGAAGGCGAUCCAGAAUUUUACAAGCCUGGAAACAGUUACCGGGUGACACUUUCUGCUGCCACUCCUGCUUACUUUCGAGGGUUCACCUUGAUUGCCCUCAAGGAAGGAAAAGAAGGGGACAAAGAGGAAGACCAUGCAGGAUCUUUCCAGAUCAUAGAUGAAGAAGAAACACAGUUCAUGAGCAAUUGUCCUGUGGCAGUGACUGAGAGCACACCCAGAAGAAGGACACGAAUUCAAGUCUUCUGGACAGCUCCUCCCACUGGGACAGGCUGUGUCAUUCUCAAAGCCAGUAUUGUGCAGAAACGCAUCAUUUAUUUUCAAGAUGAGGGUUCUCUCACCAAAAGAAUUUGUGAACAAGACUCAGCCUCGGAAGGUGUGACUGACAAACCAAUUUUAGAUUGUUGUGCCUGUGGAACUGCCAAAUACAGGCUAACUUUUUAUGGAAACUGGUCAGAAAAAACACACCCCAAAGAUUUUCCACGACGUACCAACCACUGGUCUGCAAUCAUUGGCAGUUCUCACUCCAAGAACUACAUCCUUUGGGAGUAUGGAGGAUAUGCUAGUGAAGGUGUCAAGCAAGUGGCAGAGUUGGGGUCCCCAGUAAAGAUGGAAGAAGAGAUUCGACAGCAA
Messenger RNA from Acanthisitta chloris (rifleman), 810 nucleotides. RefSeq names its product spondin-1-like. The annotation marks the transcript as partial. Gene Ontology annotation, cellular component: extracellular matrix. NCBI's taxonomy places the organism in Eukaryota, Metazoa, Chordata, Aves, Passeriformes, Acanthisittidae. The transcript has 6 exons. The record is from RefSeq and is a predicted model, not a curated record. Gene Ontology annotation, biological process: cell adhesion.